AUGUUUGUCCUGCUGACGUGUACGCCAACAGCAAUCGUCAUCAUCAUCUUGACUGACCUCCUUCCGAAGCAGCCCACCGGGAUUCGAAAGCCCGUCGUAUCAUCACCCAGCUGCACAAAUAAGAAGACCCCCGAGCGUACUCACAUUUCUGCUCCCUGCUCUUCCCGCGACAUUCAUCUCGCUGUCGAGGGCAAUAUUGUCAACUAUACCCGAUCGGGACCUGCAAAGUACCCCGAUGUCGCUGCUGGCAACGCCCGAGCGACGGACAUCCCCCUCGAUGCAGAUACGCGGACUCUACACGAUCACGUCCUUAAAUCUGACCUAAGAGGUGCCAACGACAGGAUGAUAAUCUGA
This is a messenger RNA of Colletotrichum abscissum, 354 nucleotides long. RefSeq lists its product as uncharacterized. The record is from RefSeq and is a predicted model, not a curated record. The coding region runs from base 1 to 354 and encodes 117 amino acids. The transcript has 2 exons. Lineage: Eukaryota; Fungi; Ascomycota; Sordariomycetes; Glomerellales; Glomerellaceae.